GUGUAACCUUCUUGUCUACACCGAGGUCUCGAUAUUUGAUAUUUCCGAUUCCAUAUUCGCUGUUCAUUCUACAUCACUGGACAGCCUCAGUAAGGUCCCGAUAUCUUCCAGAUACUUUUCCGAACCCUAUUUCAUGGAUAUCUGAACUUCACACUUACAAGCAUCCACAUUCGACUCAGCCCAAACAACUUUUGAGACAAGAUACCAUCGCAUCUUCCACAAUGCCAGUCACCAAGCGCGGCCGCGCCCAGGAUUCGCCCAGCGAUAUCGAUGACUACGAUGACGGCACUGGCUUCGUCGCCUCUGACGACGACGCCCAACCCAAAAGCAAGAGAACCAAGACCACAAAGCCUAGCAGCGCCACAAAACCAGCACAGGCUCCUCAGACAAGCGAGAGCGGAGAGAAGUUUUGGGAGUUAUCACAGGGAAGAAACAGCAGGAGGGUCGGCAUCAGCGAAUUCAAGGGCACCCGUUUAAUCAAUAUCCGGGAGUUCUAUCAGAACCCCGCGGGUGAUUUCCUGCCGGGCAAGAAGGGUAUCUCUCUGCCGCUCGACCAGUACAAGGCGCUGCUCCAGGCGAUCCCUGAUAUCAAUGCCGCUCUCGCGGCAAUGGGCGAGACAAUCGAGUCAGGUGAUGCGGCCCCGAGGAAGGCCAGAGUAAAGGGUGCCGACGCCGGUGCCAAAGAGCAGAGGGCUAAUAUCGAUGAGACGAGCGAUGAGGACGGAGAAGAGUAGUCGUCUACAGGAGCUUGCUGUAAUUAUAUGUAUGAGAUAUGAAUUAUAAUGACCAUUCGCUAGAUGAAGAUGGAUGGAACUGUAUUUGCAUAUUCUAUUGUGUCUACACUCUUCUAGGCCCUACCGAAUCCAAAUAUCACUUCAAAG
Molecule: messenger RNA, 881 nt
Organism: Pseudogymnoascus verrucosus
Lineage: Eukaryota; Fungi; Ascomycota; Leotiomycetes; Thelebolales; Thelebolaceae
Exons: 4
Coding region: 222-734 (170 amino acids)
Biological process (GO): positive regulation of transcription initiation by RNA polymerase II
Molecular function (GO): transcription coactivator activity; DNA binding
Source: RefSeq, a predicted model, not a curated record